UCAUCUCUCUCUCUCUCUGAACAUUCAAACAACAAAUAUAGAAAUGUGAAGUAAGCGAAGCAACAAACAACAGCAAAAGAGAGAAGACGAGAGAAGGAACAAAACUGAAACGUGCCUCCAUUUCUUAAAACCUAAAUCCUUUGUGGUACAAACUACAAAGGACAACAACAACACAAUCUCUCUCUCUCUUAAAUGCCAAAGGUUUUCUUUUUAAUUUCUCUUCGUCUUCUUCCUCCUCUCUCUCUCUCUCUCUCUCUCUCUCUCUAAAUACUUCUCACAAAUCUGGGCAUUGUUUUCAUUUCGUUCACUAAGUCUGUUUACCUCUUAAAAGAUUCAAUCUUUAGGUUUGUGCUUUGAUUGAGAGAGGAAUUUGAAGUAAUUUAGGUAACAAGAAGAGAACAAAAUUUCAUUUUUUUGUGAUGGUGGGGGCGAUGGCAAACAAUGGAAGAAUCCGGUCAGCUUCUCCGGUGACUAAUGGGUCAAAAGAUCUGACUCCGAACAGUGCUCCGGCGAGCACAACGGGAUCUGAAUAUGGUCCUGUUGAGUUCACUAGAGAAGACGUUGAGACUCUUCUUAAUGAACGAAUCAAGUACAAGAGCAAAUUCAACUACAAGGAACGAUGUGAGAACAUGAUGGAAUAUAUAAAAAGGCUUAGACUUUGCAUUAGGUGGUUUCAAGAACUCGAGUUGGAUUAUGCGUUUGAGCAAGAGAAGUUGAAGAAUGCGUUGGAAUUGAAUGAGAAGCAUUGUGCUGACAUGGAGGUUAGUUUGAGAAACAAAGAAGAGGAACUGAAUAUGAUAAUUGAAGAGCUGAGGAAAAACUUUGAAUCUGUUCAAAUGCAACUUGCCAGGGAACAAACGGAGAAGUUGGCUGCGAAUGAUUCUCUUGGAAACGAGAAAGAAACAAGACUUGCUGUUGAAAAGGCACAAGCUGGUCUUGUAGAAGAGCUAGGAAAAACACAAGGAGAUCUUCAAACGGCUAACCAGAGGAUACAAUCGGUAAAUGACAUGUACAAACUGUUGCAAGAGUAUAACUCAAGCUUGCAGCUGUAUAACAGCAAGCUACAAGGUGAUCUUGAUGAAGCUCAUGAAACUAUAAAACACGGUGAGAAAGAAAGGACUGCCAUUGUCGAAAAUAUUGGCAACUUGAAGGGUCAAUUUUCAGCGUUACAGGAUCAGCUUGCUGCUUCUAAGGCUUCUCAAGAAGAUAUCAUGAAGCAGAAAGGUGAACUGGUAAACGAAAUUGCGAGUCUCAAAGUCGAGCUUCAGCAGGCCAAGGAAGACCGUGAUCGCCAUUUAGUGGAAGUACAAACCUUACAAACCGAGGCAACCAAGUACAAUGACUUCAAAGACACCAUAACUGAACUUGAGACUACAUGUUCGUCCCAGAGUACUCAGAUACGAGAGUUACAGGAUCGACUAGUGUCUUCUGAGAGGCGACUGCAGGUGUCUGAUCUAACUACCUUUGAGAAAAUAAAUGAGUUUGAAGACCAGAAGCAAAGCAUUAUCGAUCUGAAAAGUCGAGUAGAAGAAGCAGAACUUAAACUCGUUGAAGGGGAAAAACUACGGAAGAAGUUGCACAAUACCAUUCUUGAAUUGAAAGGCAAUAUACGUGUGUUCUGUAGAGUUAGACCUCUAUUGCCGGGUGAGAAUAAUGGUGAAGAGGGAAAAACUAUUUCUUACCCGACAUCUCUAGAAGCACUUGGUCGCGGUAUUGACUUGAUGCAAAAUGCGCAAAAGCAUUCUUUCACAUUUGAUAAGGUGUUUUUGCCAACUGCAUCACAACAAGACGUUUUCAUAGAGAUUUCUCAACUUGUUCAAAGUGCUCUCGAUGGUUAUAAGGUGUGCAUUUUUGCAUAUGGACAGACUGGGUCGGGGAAAACUUUUACAAUGAUGGGUAGACCAGGAAACCCCGAGGAGAAAGGGCUGAUCCCACGUUCUUUGGAGCAAAUAUUUGAAACGAGGCAGUCUCUUCGAUCUCAGGGUUGGAAAUAUGAAUUGCAGGUAUCUAUGUUGGAAAUAUACAAUGAAACGAUCCGAGAUCUCUUGUCAACAAACAAAGAAGCAGUCAGAACAGACAAUGGUGUUUCUCCACAGAAACAUGCUAUUAAACAUGACGCUAGUGGAAACACGCAUGUUGCUGAGCUUACUAUUUUGGAUGUUAAAAGCUCUCGGGAGGUUUCAUUCCUCUUAGAUCAUGCUGCUCGUAACAGAUCGGUGGGGAAGACUCAGAUGAAUGAGCAAUCGUCUAGAAGCCAUUUUGUUUUCACACUAAGAAUCUCUGGUGUUAACGAGAGCACUGAGCAACAAGUACAAGGUGUCUUGAACCUGAUUGAUCUUGCGGGGAGUGAGCGUUUAUCGAAGAGUGGAUCAACCGGAGAUAGACUUAAAGAAACUCAAGCAAUCAACAAAAGUUUGUCGUCUCUAGGCGAUGUCAUAUUCGCCUUAGCAAAGAAAGAAGAUCAUGUACCAUUCCGAAACUCAAAGCUCACAUAUCUUCUCCAGCCUUGCUUAGGCGGUGACUCGAAGACGCUAAUGUUUGUGAACAUUGCUCCGGAAUCUUCUUCAACCGGUGAGUCUCUUUGCUCUCUUAGAUUCGCAGCAAGAGUGAAUGCUUGCGAGAUUGGAACACCACGUAGGCAGACUAACAUCAAGCCGUUGGAAAGCCGUUUGAGCCUUGGAUGAGAGAAAGAAAGAGAGAUGGGAUUUGACGUUUGAAGCUUUUAGCUUCAUUUAUUAAGUUAAUUAUAAUGAAUGUUUGUACUUAAAAAUAUGGUCACGACUGGAUGAAGGAUGGGGAUGAUUCUAACAAGAAAACAUGAAGACCUUUUGUUGUAAUUUGUAUAGUUUGGUUUAGCAUUUUAAUAUCUGUUUGUUUCUGUAAUUCAUUUUUUCUUUUUUUGGACAAUAAGUAGGAUUUUUCUUCCUGAUGUUCAAAUUCAUAUUAAUCUUUUGUGGGAUUCAAAUAAUAUUUAUAACUCUUUCUUGUGUCUGGAA
This is a messenger RNA of Camelina sativa (false flax), 2996 nucleotides long. RefSeq names its product kinesin-like protein KIN-14N. Lineage: Eukaryota; Viridiplantae; Streptophyta; Magnoliopsida; Brassicales; Brassicaceae. Gene Ontology annotation, biological process: microtubule-based movement. Gene Ontology annotation, molecular function: microtubule motor activity; ATP binding; microtubule binding. The record is from RefSeq and is a predicted model, not a curated record.